AUGUCUGUAAAUACCGGCCAUGGACUGCCAUUUUUACCCGGAUGCACUUUUCGGGAUGUAACGAAAUCCGCCUUCCAUCGACCUCAGACAUUGACUUUUAAGAAUGGCUAUGCCUUGCCUCAUCGGCCCAUUGUGGGAAUUGGUCAGGAUCCUCUCCUGUCAGCUCAGCUGAUCCAAGAUGAGAUCAAUGAGUUGUCCAGUGAAGCACUGGCUCCCACUUAUGACUCUUCUAACCGCAGCGACUUGUCCACCUUCAUUCCUGCUUAUGUGGCCCUGGAUAAGAAGGUGCUGCGUUUCUAUGCCUACUUUAAACAGGAUGUGCUCCAUUCCCCAGAUGAAGAGUUUCGUGUGCGUUCUGUGGUCAUUUAUUACUACCUCGAGGAUGACAGCAUGUGCAUCAUUGAGCCCCUGGUAGAAAACUCAGGGAUACGACCAGGUAAGCUCAUCAAACGCCAGUGCCUCCCCAAAAAUGACCACGGCGAUCACUAUCACUGGAAAGACCUUAACGUGGGCAUGGACCUGAUGGUGUAUGGCAUGAUGUACCACAUCACACGCUGCGAUGACUACACACAGCAAUUCUUGGAAAGUGAAGGCAUCAUUGUGAAUGACCCAGAGCCGACCCCGGUGGACCCUUACAUCUCAAGUCGCACCCAGCCUAAGCCCUCUUACGUCACAACCUCUGACUUUGACCAGCUACACAAGUUCCUAACAAUGGACCGCAAGGUACUGCGGUUCUUUGCUCUGUGGGAUGACAGUGACUCUCUGUAUGGAGAGACCAGGCCCGUGACCAUCAAGUACCACCUGGUGGACGACACGGUGGAGAUCAGGGAGGUCCAUGAGCCCAAUAGUGGCCGGGACCCCUUCCCUGUGCUGAUGCGCAGACAAAAGCUGCCUAAGACAUUCAAAUCAGCUGGUGAGCCCUUCCCAAAAUGUGUACUUGAGGUCUCACCAAAGGAAGUGCAAGAAUAUUAUUCCCCCAAGGACUUUCGAGUUGGAGAAACAGUGGAGCUAAUGGGCCGACGCUUCCUGCUGCAUGACUUCGAUGACUUCACCAAAAGCUAUUUCCAGAAAAACCACCCUGACAUCGAGAUAAAGUCCAUGGAGAGACCCAAGAAGGUCAGCACAUUUCAGGGUGGCAGCAAGGAGUUUCCUCCUUACAAUGGUUUUGGCUCUCUGGAGGACUCUCUGCAAAACUGCCUAUCUCUAAACCCCAAACCUCCCAAAAAGGACCUGAAAAAGAUCUGGGAGAAUGACCACAAAGUGUUGCGCUACAUCGCCAAGCUGGACUCACAGAAUCCCCAUGAUGAGAGCCGCCAUUUCAUCCUGUCUUACUUCCUGUCCGACGACAUGAUCAGCAUUUUUGAAAAGACCAGACGCAACUCUGGAAUCAUUGGUGGCCAAUUCCUAAAGAAGACACGCAUCCCCAAGCCAGGCUCUACUGUGAACAAUCCUGAGUUCUACUCACCUGCUGACUUUGCCAUUGGGGCAGCUGUGGAGAUUUUCUGCCACCGCUUUGUGCUGACUGAUGCGGACCACUAUGUGCUGACGUACCUGGAGUCCAUUGCAGACCAGAUUCCCUCUGAGACAUUAAUCUCCCUACGGCAGAAAAUGGGUCUACAUCCAGGGCAGGAAACAGCAAACAACCAGACAGUAAAAGGUGAUGAUGAAGUAACAGAGACCUCGGCAUGAUUUCAAGUAAAGGUUGUAUUCUCCAGAUAGCCCUCCACUGCAUCGAAUUCAAUUCCAUCUUUGUCCUUUACCACUUCUACUGAGACCACAAAGCAAUAAACUAAAUCCCCAGUCACCAUUUCUUGUAUUUAAACUGGACCCAUUGCAGAUUAUGUGAUAUGUGCAUUUCUGCUCUGCCACAUUUUGGAUCCAAAAUUAGCCUCUCCCUUAGAAUUAAACUACA
Messenger RNA from Lampris incognitus (smalleye Pacific opah), 1912 nucleotides. It is a transcript of the gene efhc1, whose product is annotated as EF-hand domain (C-terminal) containing 1. Gene Ontology annotation, molecular function: alpha-tubulin binding. Bases 1 to 1689 code for a protein of 562 amino acids. Lineage: Eukaryota; Metazoa; Chordata; Actinopteri; Lampriformes; Lampridae. Gene Ontology annotation, biological process: cilium-dependent cell motility; mitotic spindle organization; mitotic cytokinesis. The transcript has 10 exons. The record is from RefSeq and is a predicted model, not a curated record. Gene Ontology annotation, cellular component: mitotic spindle; axoneme.